GCUUGUGCGCAGACCCGUGCAUGCGCAUGCGGCCACCCUUGCUCACUCAACUGCCAUCCAGGUCCCUGCCCUCCUUGUCAGGUCACGACGUUGCACGUGUGCUACUGCGGCAAGGAGACAACCUCGUUCAGAUGCCCAAACUCCGGCCAAGGGAGAGCGACUACAGAGCUAUCUGGUCACCAGUUCGUCGGACGGAAGCUCAAUCGCGGGAAUCACGCCUGUCGACAGAUUUACCACCUGGGCAAGUGCAACCCGUGCCUCAUUCAGGAGAUGGCGUGA
Messenger RNA from Dichomitus squalens LYAD-421 SS1, 279 nucleotides. RefSeq lists its product as uncharacterized. NCBI's taxonomy places the organism in Eukaryota, Fungi, Basidiomycota, Agaricomycetes, Polyporales, Polyporaceae. Gene Ontology annotation, biological process: negative regulation of transcription by RNA polymerase II. Gene Ontology annotation, molecular function: zinc ion binding; RNA polymerase II transcription regulatory region sequence-specific DNA binding; DNA-binding transcription factor activity, RNA polymerase II-specific. The record is from RefSeq and is a predicted model, not a curated record. The transcript has a single exon. Gene Ontology annotation, cellular component: nucleus. The annotation marks the transcript as partial.